AUGUCUAAAGCUUCAGAGAUGAUAGUAAACAUCUGGAUCCUGUGAAAAAGCAGACAAAAGGAAGGGCAUCGGAUCCGAGGCGGCGCGCGCUGAGCCAAGCAUCUGAGCACCUUGGAGACGCCAUCGGGUUCUGAUACGACGCGCAAGAACGCACCGGCACACCGACGCACACGCCCUCCCUGAUCUACCUGAAACCUCUAGGAAGGUUAAUUGUCUUGUUUGAAAGCCAAGGCAAGGUACUGUGAGCCCCGGUUCAGUCGCAGCCAGAACACCGUGUUCCCAUGAUGUCAUACCUGUGGAUUCUGCUAUUAGGAAGCCUGCUGGCCGCGAGCGCCAAGGCACAAGAUGAUGCAGCCCCAACAGAGGAGGCAACGGCCCUUGAGACCACUGAGGAACCGACCCCUGAAGCAGACGCAGCGGUAGAGUCCAGCGAAGAUACUGCAGCUGAUGAGGAAACUGAAGAAACAUCUGAGGAAUUAUCGCCGCCUGAGCCUGAGACUACUGAGGACCCCACUGAAGAGCCUGAGUCCACUGCUGACCCUGAACCCACUGCUGAGGCUGAAGAGGUGACUCCUGCAGCUGAUGAUGAUGCAGACUCUACGACUCCUGAAGAAGAAGAAGAAGAAGAAGAAGCUUUGACUACUGUAGCAACAGACAUAGAGGAGGAUGCAGAAACAACACCAGCUGUGCCUGCAGCUGAUCCCGAGACUCCGGAACCAGAGGCUGAUCAACCAGCUUCUAAAGAGGAAGCAAGCAAAGCUACCACGCCUCCUCCAAAGAAGAGUGGAGCAGACCCAGACGCAGAGGAUAGUGAGGAAGAACCAACUGAUCCAGUGGCCCCUGUCCCAACAAUCAAACCAAAUGUGGUUGCACCUGAGGAGAAUUCAGAUCUGGGAUUCAACUUGGAGGAUGCUCUGGCAGAAGGACCUGCAGUGGAGAACCCAGCAAAGCCAGGAAAGAGCCGCAGUAUGGAAACAGGCCCUCAAGCUGCUGAAGCCACAGGAGAUGUAGACAAACCUGAUGCUCAAGAGGCCAGUUCCGGCUCUUUAGCAGGUAUCCUGAGUGCAGUUGUUAUUGCUGCAGUGGGAGGAGUUGCUGCAUACAUCACCUACCAGAAGAAGAAGUUGUGCUUCAAAAACAGACAGGAAGCAGAUCCAGAAGCUGCACGCAAAGCUGAUACCGCCGAGGCUCAGUCAGAUCCCCAGGUACUUAGCAACCUGCUGAACUCCUCCUAGACCAGCAAUGAUCACAUGACCGCCUGGAACAACCAACGGCAAGCAGAGUGGCAAUCUCACUGUUCAGCUCUAUUGUGUGUGGAGCUAAAUUACUGUGAGGCCCCACAGUAGGGCUGUGUGUUUGUGUGUGUGUGUGUGUGUGUGUGUGUGUGUGUGUGUGUGUGUGUGUGUGUGUGUGUGUGUGUGUGUGUGUGUGUGUGUGUGUGCGAAUGUGUGUGAGUUUCUGUCUGUUUUUGAUGUGUAUGCAUGUGUGUCUGAAUGAGUGUGCGUGAGAACAAGCAUAUGUGAGUUCUUUUUUGUGUGUUUGAAAAAAAGUAGGGGAAAAGUAAUAAAAGACAGAAUAAAUAUGUGAACCUAAGGGAUUUAAUUAUUGUGACGACAUAGGAAUUUAUCAAAUAAUCGGUCAAACUUUCUACUUUAAACCAAAUUCAGUUGUUUUUUUUAAAUAGGAGACAUUAAAGAGAUUAAAUCUCAAAAUAAGUAUGACCAUGAGAUGGCUAAAUUAUGAAUCUAUCUUUUUUAUUUCAUUCAUAUGGCUACUAUAGAUUUCUAGUAAUUCAGUGUGAAUAGAAACCAGUGACGGAUACUUUGUAAUGAAUUCUUAAAACGACUUCUUUAUUUUUUCUGCAUACUCUGCCAUUGUAUGAGCCACCCAUUUGAUUUGAAAAACCUCCUGGACACUUCAGUGAAACAUGUCAAACACAUUUUUUUCAUUUUCAUUGUAAUCGUCUACAGCACAGGGUAAAUGGAAAACAGGGGGCUUCAAUAACUACCACUGUCUCCCCUGCAUUCUUGGAAAAAUAGUAGUGGGUUAUAAUCAGAGGAUUGUGGGGAUGCAGUUACAAGGUCCAAUGUGUUUUUGUGGGCCACUGAUGUCACUGUGUGUGUAUUCUUGUGUGUGUCCUUAAUUGGUGAAGGGGCGUAUUUUAAAACCUGUGUGGAGACCAACACUUCUCUGUCAGUUCAGUGCAUUCAAUGGAGAUCUGUGAAAUCUGCAAUAACUCAAAACAAAAAUCCUGUUCAAACAAACUCAGACAGGUCAUUUUAACCUGAUCACAAUCCCCAAAUACACACAUUUCUCCCCAGAAGAAAUACAGAGAUUUAAAGACUAGGUGAAAUUCACUGAGUUGAGUUGAAGUGUAGUCCAGCUGUUUUGAAUGUCUACCUGACAAGGACAGGCUCAAAAUGAGAUAAUGUAAUAAUGUAAUAGACAAUGUUCUGAUGUAGUGUGUGUCAGUCUAGUUGUGAUGCAGUACUUUCUCCUCUCUAGUGCCUUUCACUGACACAGCCUGGCUUGAACAAUCGACAGACACAAAGAGAGCUGGGACAAUGAAAGUGAAAACAGGCAAAAUAGUAGAUGAAUGUAAUUAAAAAAAUAUAACAGUGAGAAAUUUGAGGAAUGUAUGAUUUUAAUCCACUCAUAAAUAAUCAUGUUGGUGGUUGAAAAAGCCUCACCUUGAACUGCUCAUGUAUGUGAAACUGUUACAUGAAUGUGACAGCUGCUGUAUAUGUGUUCACAGUGGGCCAGUGUGCUGUUUUAUUCUUAGUACUUUUAUAUUGACCAAUAAUGCAUUCCAAACUCCAUUAUUUCAAAGCUAAAAACUUUCCUCAUUGAGUGUCUCUUAAUUUGAGCAAGCCAGUUGCUGUCUUAGUGUUUUUUCUAUCAGUCAUAUCUCCAUUCUGGGAUUUUUUAUGGCAAUUUUACAUUUAGCAGUGGUGCCUCAGAGCUGUCACAGAUAGUCUUGAGUCAACUUGUUUGCUGUGGUAUUUUGUGAAUAUUAUUGUGAAAUGCCUCAGAAGCAGCGCUACUGCAUUUUGAAAAAAAAUAGUCAACAUUUUUUUGUUGUUGUUUUCUGCAGCUGUAGCACAAAAUACAAACUUCUGAAUGUCUUUUUGUUGCCUUGCAGUUUUGUACUUGCUCUGCUCCCUUUAAAGUUUCAAAUAGGGUCAUAGAGUUUUGCAUCGUGCUGCAGCUCAUGUAAAGUGUGUUACUUGUAAAGCGCCAUAUAGCUGCAAUACAGGACAGAGACUGUUGCUAACAGCCUAGCCACAAGCUGAGAUUUAUUAAUAGUCUGUGAUGUCACAUAUCGACUAAUUCUACUGUAUAGACUGUGGGCUGGUUGCCGGAUCAAAGCGCUGCCUUCUUAUCCUGUUACCUGUGAUAGACUGAGUUUCUCUCAACACAUCGGGACCAAGUGGAAAGUGUGUACUAAUUCUCUUACUACAAUGGUAUAGAGUUCUACUGCACAAGAUACCCGUUAAAUAUAAGUACAAGCUUUCUCGAUAGAGCCAAUGCUGCCUUUAAAACACACAAUCCUUCAAAAUAAAAGCACUCUGCUGUCCUGCAGUGCACAUUCAGAAAUCUAACUGGGACUGAUUUGAUGUAAAGCAAACUGAAACAAUACAUCUUCGAAUAAUGGAAUAAGGACUACUUUUGUUUUGUGCAUUGUGGCCCCAGAAAGUCAGAUUCCUUGUGAACACAAAUAGUUGGAGCGUAGCAUCCAAACCAGAAUGUAAAACAAGGAAAUUGAAGACUUUCUGGGUUCUGAAGUGUGCAUUUCAGAAAAUGAUAUGGCAUUAAUAACUGCGCCAAACCAGUUCUGCCUUACGAUAGAAGGGAAAACAAAGAACCGUGUCAACAAAGGAAAUAAGCAUUGAAACAAGCAGGUGAUUUGAAUCUCUACGGGAGAGCACUUUCCUAUCCUGUAUACAUCUUGAUUCAUUAAACAUAUUUAGACAACUCAUGUUUGAUUUAGACUAGUGAUUCUUCCUUUUUAUUUAAAUGUUCUGUGUUUUUGUGUGUCUCCUUCAUUUUUUGUCAUCUGGCACUUGUGUUGUUCUCCUGGAAUUGUGUAAAUAAUGUUUGAGGAGUCAAUUAAACAGUUUUCGUGGGA
Messenger RNA from Notolabrus celidotus (New Zealand spotty), 4129 nucleotides. RefSeq names its product translation initiation factor IF-2. The transcript has 13 exons. The record is from RefSeq and is a predicted model, not a curated record. Gene Ontology annotation, biological process: homotypic cell-cell adhesion; positive regulation of neutrophil extravasation; T cell extravasation. Bases 282 to 1235 code for a protein of 317 amino acids. NCBI's taxonomy places the organism in Eukaryota, Metazoa, Chordata, Actinopteri, Labriformes, Labridae.